Molecule: messenger RNA, 2130 nt
Organism: Uncinocarpus reesii 1704
Lineage: Eukaryota; Fungi; Ascomycota; Eurotiomycetes; Onygenales; Onygenaceae
Exons: 2
Coding region: 1-2130 (709 amino acids)
Biological process (GO): tetrahydrofolate interconversion
Cellular component (GO): cytosol
Molecular function (GO): FAD binding; methylenetetrahydrofolate reductase [NAD(P)H] activity
Source: RefSeq, a predicted model, not a curated record
AUGGAGAAAAUAUCAGAUAAAAUUGCAGCUCUUCCUGAAGAUGCAAAUUUCUUCUCUUUGGAGUUUUUCCCUCCAAAGACGCAAAUGGGCUCAUCGAAUCUCCAAGCUCGAUUAGAGCGUAUGUCCCAGGCCCUUCGACCGCUUUUUGUAACCGUGACAUGGGGUGCUGGUGGAAGCACCGCUUCGAAAUCCCUCGAGCUUGCGGAAAUAUGCCAGAGGCAAUUGGGGUUGACAACAUGCUUGCAUUUGACGUGCACGAACAUGAAUAGAGCGCUGAUUGACGAUGCAUUGGACGAGGCGAAGGCUCUGGGCAUUCGGAAUAUCCUAGCGUUACGAGGUGAUCCGCCGCGGAGUGAUGAAUACAAUCUUGCUGGAGAGGAUGACAGCAACAAAGACUUUACGUACGCGAUUGAUUUGGUGCGACAUAUACGCAGGAAGCAUGGAGAUUAUUUCUGCAUUGGCGUGGCGGCCUAUCCCGAAGGCCAUGCUGAUGAAUCUCACCCCGAGAUUCAGGACCCCGUCAGAGACUUGCCCUAUCUCAUUGAUAAGACCAAGGCUGGCGCUGAUUUCAUCAUGACGCAGCUGACUUACGAUAUUGUUGCUUAUAAAAAGUUCGAAUCCAUGUUGCGGAAUCACGAGUCUGGAGUGUUCAAGACUAUUCCGAUUAUACCUGGGCUCAUGCCUAUUCAGAGUUAUUCUAGACUAACGAGAAUUACAAAAUUAAGCCAUGCCUGUGUCCCGCCGGAAAUAUUAGCCCGAAUUGAGAAAUGCAAGAUGGACGAUGAGGCUGUCAAACGAGUUGGCGUUGACGUUGUCAGUGAACUGGUUGACGAAAUCAAGACCAUCUCAUGCCCAGGUCCUCGCGGUUUGCACUUUUUCACUUUGAAUUUAGAAAAGUCUGUGUCAUUUAUUCUCGAGAGAUGCAACUUGAUACCAAGCUCGUCAGAGCCUUCAAGCGAUACGGAAUCAGAAUCGGCGGUCUAUGCCAUGCACAAGAACCUAACAGCACCGGCUGGCAAAGCAGCUUUCGUGUCAAGACGUCGGGCGUCGUCAUUGAAUUCUCAACCGUAUAACCGCGUGAUUAUUGAUCGGGCUGAUAUGUCCUCUCAGAGUUCUACCACCCAUGAAACGUCUGCUCAGGGUGCUGGGAUGCCGGCACUCAACCCUCCUCCUCGCAAUACCACUCUGCUGAUAUCUGAAGGGAUGGGCGCACUUGGGCGUGAAGCUACCUGGGACGACUUUCCUAACGGCCGCUGGGGUGAUGCUCGUUCUCCUGCGUUUGGUGAGAUAGAUGGAUAUGGCCCAUCAUUACAUGUCACAGCCAACGUAGCACGUCGAUUAUGGGGUUUUCCAACCUCUCGUGAAGAUAUAAAUCAGAUCUUCCGGCGGCAUGUUUCCGGUGCGCUUCAUGCGGUGCCUUGGUCUGAGGGAGGUGCAGCAGAAGAGUCGGGCGGUUUAAACCCAGAAACGGCCACAAUUCGCCCAUACCUACUUGAUCUUAUUGACAAACGGGGUUGGUGGACGCUUGCUUCACAGCCUGCAGUUAAUGGCGUUCGCAGUGACGACACAACCUUUGGCUGGGGUCCUCCUGGCGAAGGAUUCGUCUUUCAAAAAGCAUUCGUUGAGUUUUUCUGCUCUAGCAAUGACUAUCGUUCAUACCUGAAGCCCCUACUUCAACGCUAUGGCCACGACGAAUUCGCAUGGUUUGCGACCAACGCGGCUGGUGACUUUGAAGCCUCAACCCCUCCUUCAGCGCACAGCCCUACAGAACCUGUCGACGCGGGCUUUGAAGACCCCAGCAGCCCUGCGGCUUCGAAUCCAGGCGGCGUUAACGCGGUAACUUGGGGUGUGUUCCGCGGAAAAGAAAUUAUCACACCCACUAUUAUCGAAGAAGUGAGUUUCCGGGCCUGGGGAGAAGAGGCAUUCCGCAUAUGGGAUGAAUGGCGACGGAUCUUCGCCCGAGGCAGCCCGACCGAAAAGCUGCUGGCUCAGACGAAGGAGGACGUAUGGCUGGUCUGUGUUGUCGGUCAGCGUUUUGGUGCUGGAGGUGAGCCCGGUAAGGAUGCUACGGAUGAAGGAAAGCUUCUAUGGAAAAUUCUAGCCGGGGAGAAUGUCGCGUUGGAAUCAUAG